AUACUAACCUCAAUUUCGGUACUUCUUAAUUUGAGGUGAGCGUUGUUUUCAUUUGGUGUUAUUAAAAUCGUUAAAAAUGGAUAUUAACAUGAUUGACUUGAUGGAUUUAGAAGAUUUGGACAUGCUGGAGACCACUCGGCGACCUGAUAGACAUCGACAUCGUGUGAAUCCGUUUGAAUUGAGUGACGAAGAUUUUAGGUAUAAGUAUAGGUUCUCAAAACGUUUCGGAGAAAAAAUAGUGGGUAUCUUACGUGAGGAUUUAGUGCACGACCCUCGAGGAUGCCCAUUGAGUCCUGAAAUUCAAGUGGUUUGUGCAUUACGCAACUGGGCUCGCCAUGAAAUUCAAGACGAUACAGCUGGUUUACAUAGUGUGUCUCAACCAGUAGUCAGUAGGACAUGUAAAAAAGUAGCGGAAAUUUUGUCACGGAAUUCCCGAGAAUUUAUUAAAAUGCCUACUACUUUAAAUGAACAACAGGAAACCAUUAGGAAAUUUCGCAGUAUUGCUAAUUUUCCUACAGUAAUUGGCGCAAUUGACUGUACUCACAUACGAGUAAAGAAAGUGAAUGCUGAUGGGGGUCAGUUAUAUAUUAAUAGAAAAGGAUUUUCUUCAAUUAAUGUACAGGUGGUUUGUGAUGCUGACCUGAAAAUCAUGGACAUUGUUACCAGGUGGCGUGGUAGUGUACAUGACUCCAGAAUAUUCCGAGAAUGUAGACUAAAACAGAGGUUUGAGGCUGGUGCAUUCUCUGGAAUAUUACUUGGUGACAGUGGCUAUCCUUGUACUCCUUACCUAUUUACACCGCUGCUGAACCCCACAACACCACAAGAAGAAAGAUAUAAUAGGAGCCAUAUCCGUACCAGGAACACAGUGGAAAGAUGUUUUGGUUUGUGGAAGCAACGGUUUCGUUGCCUAUUAAGAGGUAUGUUUGGAGAUAUUGAAACAGCAAAAAAACAAUUGUUGCAUGUGCUGUACUACACAAUAUGGCCAUCGACAUGAGAGAAGAUGUGUUUUCUGGUGAGAGAGAUAGCAUUGAACAAUAUUCAUCUGAACCUAUAGUACAAAGAUAUAUUACACCAUCAAUAAGGGGAAAUAUUAGAAGAAGACAGUUUAUUGAAACUCAUUUUCAGUAGACAUAAUACCCAUUUAUAAAGGAACAUAUUUCUGCAGAGCCGUUGUCAGCUGUCAAAGAAUAACGACUACAUAUUCACCAAUAUGAAAUAAAUUCAGGGGAGUAUUGUGAUAAUAUUUCAUUUAUUGAGCAAAAUGCUUUUAUUUAGGCUAUAAAUGAUUGUGUUUCAGGGAAAGAUGCGGGGUACAGCACAUUCCACAUCAAUAUGAAGCUAUAUUAUAUAAAGAUUUAAGUGCUGUAGAGAUAUGUUUAGAUUUUUUAAUAAAUAUCGUCCCUCCUCUACAUUCACAGCCGGAUUUCCUUUCCAGAGGUGCAAGGGUCCACGGGGAGUAGGACUGUAUGAUAACUAAGUAAAUAGGUUUAGUUUUUUUUAUUAUAGUUUUUUACUAUUGUAUAUUAUAUUUCAUUGUUAUGUAAAUAAAAUGCAUAUUAAUUAUAAUUAUUUAUUUUAAUUAUUAAUAAAAGAUGUACAAAUAUUUGCAGCAAUUAAGUACCUGAAAAUAAUAGUUUCAUAUAUGAGGAUAUUUACAAACAUGUAUCUAAUUAAUAGAAUCAGGCGUUACUUUGCGGAAAUCCAUUAAUUAAUAAAAGCUUUUACAAAAAUUUACUUCGCAAAUAUCCGCGUUAUAAAAUAAAAUGAUGUGUCUUACCUAGUAUGAAGAAGCACCUCCCACCCUCCCUCAACUUAACCUUGUACACCAAUUAAAGAAAUAUUUUUUAAUUAUUUUUAAAUCAAUUCAUAUUAAACUUUGCUUUUAAUAUUUGAAAACAUGAAACAAUUUUCAGUGUUUAAAUACUAAUUUUCACAUUUUAAAAAGUAUGUAAUGUAUCAGACUAUGUAAUUUUUUCAACAUACCUAUUUUGCAAGCUAUUUUUCCUGUUUUUAAUUUUUGUUAUACCCCUAGUAAUAAUAUCUUUAUUGUUGGUUAUUUUCACCAUUUUCGCACUUUCUUCUGUAUCUGUAGUUGGAUCUAUCUCUAAAAAUUAAUAUAAAUAUAACAGUUUUAGAAAAUUAACAUUUAUAAUAUUUACAAACUUGUAUGCCUAUGAUUGUAACUAUAAUAAUAAUAUAUUUUGCUUUUUAAUAAAUAUUCAAUCAGUAUUAUUUACCUUGCACAUAUACAACAUUGGGUUCUGGAUUUUCUACAUUUUUAACUAUAGCUGUGUCUGUUUUUUCAAAAUUAAGACGAGGCUUAGGGUCAGCAACUUCUUUUGAUGUUGUAGCCACAGUCACUGGAUCCUAAAAUAAAUCAUUAAAACAUUUAUUAACAUGUUUUCCUGUCACCUGUCACCUCUAUUUUGCCCUUUAUUGAAUCAGGUAUUUUCUAUGUUGUAGAAAUAUUAUUAUGAUCCAAGACAAAAGGUAAUUUAAUAAAUUAUUAAUUAUAAUACCUAAUAGACAAAAAUAGAAAAUUAUAAUCGGACUGUGUAGAUAAUCUAGUAACAUGUGUGUUAUGAUAUUAUAUAGACCACUAUAUAUUAAUUUGUGACAUUUCAAUUUUGAAUAUAAUUAAUUAUAAAGAAAUUUAUGUUAAAUUGUUACUAAGUAUAUUAAAUUUUGAAUAUUUGGAAAAUAAUUUUGGAUUGUAAAUUGUAUGCUUUAAGAGUAGAUUUCAGAGCACUACCUAGGUACUAAAGUAAUGGAAAAUAAAGUUCGUUUGUAAGAC
Messenger RNA from Parnassius mnemosyne (clouded apollo), 2794 nucleotides. Lineage: Eukaryota; Metazoa; Arthropoda; Insecta; Lepidoptera; Papilionidae. The record is from the annotation of a GenBank genome assembly.